AUGGCUACCGUCGCCGCACUAAGUAAUGGACGCGCUAGUUUGAUCAAACGCGUGGAGGCUUUAGUGAAUCUAUCGCAACAAGCCAGAGUCCACGAAACUGUACGAGGAGAGUUUUUUAUUCGAGCUGCGGACUUAAACCAUAUUGUUGCCCAGUUUGAGCAGCGACAGUUGCAAAUUGUCGAAUUAUGCACCACCCCUGAGGAGCUAGACGAACAAUACGAGGUGCAAUCAAGAUUUGACGAUAUGCAGUAUUCAAUUAAAUCGGUUGCAGCGGAAUUAAAUCGCGAGGCCGCGCAGUCAUCCGCACCUAGGGGCAAUUUAACAUCAAACAACGUCAAAUUGCCCAAAAUUCAAAUUCCGACGUUUGACGGUCAGAUCAAAAACUGGCCCACAUUUUAUGAUUUGUUUCGGUCGCUUAUCCACAAUAACCCAAAUCUUAGCGCAAUUGAAAAAUUUCAAUAUUUGUCGACGUCAUUGUCUCGCGAGGCGUCUACCUUCAUCAAAAAUUUGCCGAUUUCGGCGGCAAAUUAUGCUAUCGCAUUCGAUGCGCUGGUGGCGCCAAUCUAUAGUGCACCCAAAGUGAAUGGAGAUUCGCCGAGUUUGUUGCGAAAUUUGUUAAACGUGUUCUCGGAAAAUUUGGCCGCGUUGAAGCAGUACGAUGAAGUCGAUUUGUGGGACUUCACCUUGUUAAAUUUAAUGUUACAAAAACUGGACACCACGUGGAAACAGAAAUUUGAGUUGAGUAUUGUAGGAAAUUCCGUACCUGCUUACAAUGACCUCCAAGAAUUUUUGCUUAAACAUUGUACCGCGUUGGAAACUUCCGUUAUGACAAUGGGUCAUAAUUCCGCAUCCGCCCUUCGUAAACCCACAGCUGCAUCGUCCGUACCUGCUAAGCGUCCCGUGACGUCAUCGUUUGUCACGCGAUCACCGACCAGCAAGGAACAAUGUCUUAAUUGUUCGGAUGAGCACCCAUUAACGAAAUGCGAUGCUUUCUUAGAAAUGGAGCCACGGGAUAGACAUACUUUCGCGCGUAAGAAAAAUCUGUGUUAUAAUUGUUUGUCGAGGGUACAUUCGGUUAGCAAAUGCCCAUCUAAAGUAAACUGUCGAGUAUGUAAUUGUAGGCAUCACACAUUAUUACAUUUUGUCCCCAAACCUAGUGCAGAUUCGGGAGAGGCGUCAGGGGUUGUGGAAAACCCAUCUACCGACGACGGUGUUAAAGUUAUGACUAACGCGAUUCCGACCCGAAGUUUCAUUCUGCUGGCGACCGCGCGAAUAAUAGUGGUGGAUUCGCGAGGUAAAUACCGCGCAUUUAGGGCGCUUUUGGACACUGCCAGCGAGGCCACCUUCGUCACAGAGCGCUGUGCAAAGGUUUUAGGGCUUCCUCAAACUAACGCGGUGGUACCUAUUCAAGGCUUAAAUCAAAUGUCGACAAGCAGUACGUCGGGUGUAUUAAAAUGCGAAGUGAGGUCGCAUUUAGUGCGUAAUUUCUCGUUGAAGGCCGAGAUGGUAGUUGUGCCGCAAAUUUGCGGUGACGUCCCCACAAUGGCAGUGUCUCAAGAUCAGUUGAGACAAUUUCGUCACCUACGCAAUUUGGAAUUGGCUGAUCCGGAAUUCGGUACACCACAGCAGGUAGACGUUUUGUUAGGCGCUGAUGUUUACGGACAAAUCGUGACAUCCGGUUUCAAGAAAGGUAGGCUCGAGGAACCGUCCGCGUUAAAUACUGUUUUCGGUUGGGUACUGAUUGGGGGUAUUAAACGUGAUAAGCAGAAAGCCGUGGUCAGGUCGCUUUGUACGUCCAUAGAUAACUCGUUAGACGCGGCGUUAAAACGCUUUUGGCAGCUUGAGCAAGUGCCACAACGCAUUAUGGCGGCCCCGCAGGACGUUUUGUGCGAAGAAAAAUUCACGUCGACGAUUUCACGCGACAUCAAAGGGAGAUAUGUUGUUCAAUUGCCUUUCGCAGACACGUCGCCGUCUUUAGGUCGCUCGUUUGAUUCGGCGAUGCGCCGUUUCCUCGCCCUGGAGGCGCGCCUCUUUCGAGACAAGUUAGCUCGGCAAUCAUACCACGAAUUUAUGAAGGAUUACAUCGAUCAGGGUCACAUGACGGUUAUUCCCCAGAUUCAAGUAAACAAAAACGCGGGUUUCUAUAUACCUCACCAUGGCAUAGCGCGGACGGAUCCGGAUAAUGCAAAAUUUCGCGUCGUGUUCGAUGCGUCGGCCAAAUCGUCGAACGGAAAUUCGUUGAACGACGUCUUACUCGUGGGUCCUAAGUUACAGGCGGACAUUGGCGCCCUUUUGAUGGUAUUUAGAACACACAAUAUAGUUUUUACGGCCGAUAUUAGACAAAUGUAUCGGCAAAUUGCAGUGGCGGAAUCUCAACGGUUAUACCAAAAAAUUCUAUGGCGUUUUUCGCCGGAACAACCGAUCAACGAAUAUUAUUUAAAUACCGUAACAUACGGGGUGUGCUCCAGCCCCUAUCUAGCAAUCCGAACUUUGGCCCAACUCGUAAAGGACGAAGGGCACGCGUUUCCACUCGGAGCGCAGGUACUUAAGUCAUGUAUUUAUGUAGAUGAUGUGGUAGCGGGCGCAUCAUCUAUCGAGGAUGCACGCGAGACGCAAGAACAAUUAAUCAAAUUAUUGAAUAAGGGAGGCUUUGAGCUACGCAAGUGGGCGAGCAAUAUUCAAGGUCUUGUGAACUCAGUUCCCACAAGCCACCAACGGCCAUACCAAUUCCCAUUAGAGAGCCCCGGAAUGAUUAAACUAUUAGGGCUUCAGUGGUGCCCACAGGCAGACAUAUUUUCAUAUAGCAUUAAUCCCAAUAAUCGUCCGUGUACCAAACGCAACAUUCUAUCCGAAAUUGCGCGAAUCUAUGAUCCGCUAGGUUUUCUCGCACCCCUUACGUUAAUGGCUAAACAAUUAAUUCAGACAUUGUGGAGUAUCGGCAUCGGUUGGGACGAUGCACCGCCGGCUGAAAUUGUCAAUUUAUGGAAUUCCUUUCAGGCUCAAGUUCCGGAAUUGGGUAAGGUCUCAAUACCGCGUCAGUGUGCUGAUGAUGGGGCCCUUACUUCGGAACUUCAUGGUUUCGCGGACGCGUCGGAGCGGGGUUUCGGGGCCGUGGUUUACUUACGCCAAUCCCGCCCAACAGGAGAAAUUCGGGUCUCUCUAAUCGCCGGAAAAUCCCGCGUCGCUCCUUUGAAGACGGUUUCACUUCCACGUCUGGAGCUAUGCGCUGCGGUACUAGCCGCCGACUUAUUAUCAUUCGUCCGUGAAACUCUCAAGGGUGUUUUAAACAUACACAGGGUGUAUGCGUGGUCGGAUUCUAAAGUUGCGUUAACGUGGAUUAGGUCGCCGCCCUAUCGUUGGGCCACUUUUGUCGCGAAUCGGGUCGCGCACAUCCAAGAUCAGUUGGAACCGUCGGCAUGGAAUCAUGUGAGCGGGCGUGAUAACCCGGCCGACUGCGCAUCGAGGGGAUUACUCCCCCAGGAGCUUGUUACACAUCCGCUAUGGUGGGCGGGUCCCACAUGGUUGGCAGGUACUGAGUGGCCGCCACAAAUAGACUUAGAAGUUCCUACCGGUACGGAACUUGAAGCCCGGCAAAGGGUUCUCAUCAGUCGCGUGAUCGAAGAAUGGCCGAUGAUCCUAUUAAACCGAUUCUCGUCACUUCGAAAAAUUGAGGGAAUCAUCGCGUACUGUUUGCGUUUUGUUCAAAAUUUAAGAAUUCCAAAGGAGGAAAGAGAGUCGGGACCGUUACACAGGAGGGAAUUGCAUCGUGCCUUGUUAGUACUUGUGCGAAUGGUGCAAAGUAAAGUAUUUGCCAGUGAAAUUCGUUCAUUGAAAAAGAAUGGCACAUGUUCAAAACCAUUCCGCAAACUGUCCCCCUUCCUCGACGACGGUUUGAUUCGCGUCGGCGGAAGAUUGCAACAAUCGGAAUUGCCCUAUGAAGCUAAGCACCCCUUGUUAUUACCGCGAUCGCACCGUCUCACCGAACUAAUCAUAGAGGCCGCUCAUCGGACACACUUACAUGUCGGAUUCCGGACAUUACAGUAUUUGUUGUUGCGUGAAUUUUGGAUUCUGUCAAGCCGACGCGCCAUCGAACAUACCCUUCGACGAUGUAACAGAUGCUUUCGCGUAAAUCCAAAGCCAAUAACGCCGUUUAUGGGUGAACUACCGAGGCCGCGAGUAACGCAAGCAAAGGUUUUCACGCACUGUGGAGUGGACUUUGCUGGCCCUUUCUCCAUUACAAUGGGACGGCGUCGGGGUGCGGCGCGGUUGAAGGCCUACGUCUGCGUUUUCGUCUGUUUUGCGGUAAAGGCCAUCCACCUGGAAUUGGUGUCUAACUUGACUUCGGAAGGGUUUUUGGGUGCAUUACGUCGUUUAGUGGCGCGUAGAGGACAAUGUACUGACAUUUAUAGCGAUUGCGGUACAAAUUUCGUGGGCGCCAAUAAUCUGCUUCAGAAAUAUUUGCAAGCAGCGGCCGGUAGCUGCGGCAUCAAAUGGCAUUUUAACCCCCCGUCGGCCCCCCAUAUGGGAGGAUUAUGGGAGGCGGGCGUUAAAUCGUUCAAAUCGCAUCUUAAGCGCGUGGUAGGCGAGCAACUCCUAACAUUCGAAGAAUUUAGUACCGUAUUGGCGCAAAUUGAAGCCGUGUUGAAUUCGCGACCCCUGUGUCCCGUCUCCGCAGAUAACCCCGAAGAUUUGUCGGUUCUAACACCCGGGCAUUUUUUAACCACAGGACCGUUAGUGGCCGUUCCCGAUGAACCGUUGGAGGCAAUGCGGUUAAAUCGGCUAAGUAGAUGGCAGCUCGUGCAACGGUUGCACCAGGAUUUUUGGCAUAGGUGGCAACAGGGUUAUCUCCAUACAUUGCAGCAACGAAAUAAAUGGAACACGUCGAAUAACCUACCGUCGGUAGAUACGCUGGUCGUAAUCAAGGGUGAUUCGGUGGCCCCGUUGCAGUGGCAACUUGGCCGAAUUGUCGCGCUGCACCCGGGAAAAGACGGCAUAGUGCGAGUUGCACAAGUACGUACCACUAGUGAAGCUGUGCCCGCUUCCUCGUCAAUAAGGCGCCAUAGUACCGAGCAAAAGGGCCCGGUACUUGGGGUUGGCGCUGUUAUCGAACAGAGUUAUCGAGAAACCCUCAGAGAGACACGUGGUUCCUUUGUGCAUGCGGUCUACAAACCCUCAACCCAGGAGGCUGAACAAAACAAGGUAGGUGACCUUUUGAUGCCCUUUACGUCCAACACUGCCAAUAUUGCUUGCGCAUCUGUGUUACCUGAAAAAUCGAAAUUACGUCAUGAUGAAACUUACAAAGCAUUUUCAAAUUGGCAUACAUCACAAAACAUCCAAGAUAUUAAUGAAACCGUAAUGCUUGGUUAUUUUAAGGAAAGAUCCAAAGCCCUCAAGUUUCCUAGCAGUUUAUGGUGUGAAUAUGCAAUGCUGAAGCACAAAGAAGUAAAAGUAAAACCAGAAAUCACAACAAAUAGCACCCCCGCAGACCCCGCGAUGCGAGGGGGCGCAGCGUCAAAUGGGGCGCAGACCGUAACGUAA
Messenger RNA from Zophobas morio, 5538 nucleotides. RefSeq lists its product as uncharacterized. The coding region runs from base 1 to 5538 and encodes 1845 amino acids. The transcript has 6 exons. The record is from RefSeq and is a predicted model, not a curated record. Lineage: Eukaryota; Metazoa; Arthropoda; Insecta; Coleoptera; Tenebrionidae. Gene Ontology annotation, molecular function: nucleic acid binding. Gene Ontology annotation, biological process: DNA integration.